AUGAAUCCAUCUGUGUGCAAUACUCUCGGAAAUAUUUUGGGAGUUCAAUGUAUGAAGGAAAAUGAGAAGUAUCUAGGGUCUCCUCUGAUUAUUGGUAAAUCUAAAGUGAAAGCUUUUGAAGACAUUCAGUUGGCCUUUGAAAGAAGACUUGGAAAUUGGCAAGGUAUUAAUCUACAUGAAGUUGGCAGAACUACAAUGGUUAAGGUUGUGCUUAAUAUUGUUCCCAUGUAUCAGAUAAGUACAUUCAAAAUCCCUAAUACUCUUAUUAAGAAACUUGAUACACUGCAAAGAAAAUUUUGGUUGGGUUACAAGUCUAAUAGAGGGUUAAAUUUAAUUGGUUGGCAUAACUUGAGUAUAUCCAAGGAUUUAGGAGGUUUGGAAUUCAGGGAUCUGGAAAUGUUAAACCAUGCACUACUCACUAAAAUUCCAUGGAGAAUUUUUCAAAACUCUGAUCACUUGAUAACUAGAAUUCUCAAAGCUAAGUAUUUCAAGAAAGAAGAAUUUUUACAUAUUGAAGGAGAAAUAAAUAACUCUUCAUGGACUUGGAAAGGGAUUAAACUUGGUCUUUCUAUACUUCAACAACAUUAUAGUAUGGAGGUCAACAAUGGUAAGGGUACCAAAAUAUGGGUUGAUAGAUGGAUUAUUGGUCUGGACAUCAAAGUGGAGCCACUUCACCCAUCACACCUGCAGUAUGUGUUUGUCAGUGAGUUGAUUCUACCAGAUUAUAAUACUUGGAAUAUGCCUCUUCUCAAUACUUUCUUCUGA
Papaver somniferum (opium poppy) is the source of this 765-nucleotide messenger RNA. RefSeq lists its product as uncharacterized. NCBI's taxonomy places the organism in Eukaryota, Viridiplantae, Streptophyta, Magnoliopsida, Ranunculales, Papaveraceae. The transcript has a single exon. The record is from RefSeq and is a predicted model, not a curated record. Bases 1 to 765 code for a protein of 254 amino acids.